AUGGACACACCGUCCAUUGCAGAGACAAAAGCUGUCAACGGCCGCAGCAACAGCUUCUCCCAACAGUCACGGGCUUCCGACGACUCUCAAACUGCCGCAGACUUUCUCCGCGAUCAGCAAAUCCUCGAAGCCGAUGCUCGCGAAGCCUUACCUUACAGCAUCGAGACAUGCACCAAGAUCCUCGGACCGCUACGACAGAAUGUCUUUGCCUGUCUGACCUGCAACCCUGCGCCGGCCAAAGCUGGAGACAGCUGGACUCCUGCAGGCAUGUGCUACGCGUGCUCCGUCUCAUGCCAUGGCGAGCACACUCUUGUCGAAAUCUUCCAGAAGAGAAACUUUACCUGCGAUUGCGGAACGACGCGCAUCCCGUCUACCAGUCCAUGCACGCUGCGUAUCAAUAGCGGGACCAAUACCAAGGGCAACGUUCAUUCCGAAGAGCCGGAUGCCAAUAACAAGUACAACCACAAUUUCAAAAAUCGGUUCUGCUGCUGCGAGUGCGAUUAUGACCCGUUCCAGCAAAAGGGAACCAUGUUCCAAUGCCUUGGGCUGGGGACUCAAGAGACUGGAGGCUGUGGAGAGGACUGGUAUCACCCUGGUUGCCUGGUGGGUAUGGGACCCAAAUGGUACGAACAGAUGAACAAGGACAAAUCAAAGCCGGUACCAAGGGAGACUGAGCAUCAUACCAACGGGGGUGCCCUUGCGACAAUCACCGAGAAGGACGAGGGGCAGUCAAACAAUGGCGCAGUCGAAACCAGUGGCGAUGUUGCCGUCGAAGACGAAGACGAUGAACCACCGAUGCCUCCCGGAUUUCCAAGCGAAGAUGAUUUUGAAGGCUUCCUCUGUUACAAGUGUUUGGAUGCAAACCCGUGGGUCAAACAAUAUGCAGGAACCUCGGGCUUUCUACCAGCCAUAUUUCUAGAGCAGCCCGAAGCCACUGCGUCGUCGCCAUCCAACGAUAGCACGGGCACAGCUGCGUCCAAGAAGCGCAAGGCCGAAGACGACGGAGAUGAAGAGCAAUUAGACGCGAAGCGCAUUAAGAGCGAGAGCGAGGCGCCAGUCGCCGAAUCUACUAUUGCAGAAGUCAGCACAGCUCAACCCGCAGAGGAUGGAGAUGACGCCAAGCCAGCAGUUCAGGUCGCAGAACAAGCCGCCAAGACAGAUGGCCCAACCUCGUGCAAGCUGCCCAAUCUACCACCCGCUCCCAAGGGCCGCUUCUCUCUCUUCUUUAAGGAGGAUUUCCGCGAAAAGCUCUGUCACUGCUCAGACUGCUACGGUAAACUAAACGCCCACCCCCAAUUACUCGAAGAGGAGGAAGUCUACGAACCCCCUCUGUCCGACGAUGGCGCUUCUGAACACGGAGGCUCGACACACGGAAGCGGCAGCUUGCUUGACCGUGGCGAGAGCGCCCUGCGCAACAUGGAUCGCGUCAGAGCCAUCGAGGGCGUCAUGGCGUACAACCACCUCAAGGAGCAGCUUACGCCAUUCUUCAAGCAGUUUGCGGAGAGCGGCAAGGCUGUGGGCGCGGAGGAUAUCAAGGCAUAUUUUGCAAAGCUGCGAGGCGAUGAGCAGGGGAUCAAGGAGGCGGGCGAAGCAGCUGCUUCUUCUUCCAAGGAGAACGGGGAUAAGGAUAGUGACAGCAGAAGAGAGCAAAGCGGGUACUAG
Molecule: messenger RNA, 1662 nt
Organism: Trichoderma harzianum CBS 226.95
Lineage: Eukaryota; Fungi; Ascomycota; Sordariomycetes; Hypocreales; Hypocreaceae
Exons: 3
Coding region: 1-1662 (553 amino acids)
Cellular component (GO): cytoplasm
Molecular function (GO): zinc ion binding; ubiquitin protein ligase activity
Source: RefSeq, a predicted model, not a curated record